Odobenus rosmarus divergens (Pacific walrus) is the source of this 2873-nucleotide messenger RNA. RefSeq names its product SPARC related modular calcium binding 2 (gene SMOC2). Lineage: Eukaryota; Metazoa; Chordata; Mammalia; Carnivora; Odobenidae. The record is from RefSeq and is a predicted model, not a curated record. The transcript is spliced from 13 exons. Bases 92 to 1402 code for a protein of 436 amino acids. Gene Ontology annotation, biological process: extracellular matrix organization. Gene Ontology annotation, cellular component: basement membrane. Gene Ontology annotation, molecular function: calcium ion binding; protein binding; extracellular matrix binding.
GGUCGCUGGUGGAGUCCGGCGCCCAGAGCGCGGGGUGAGGACCGCGAGGCCGCUGCGCCCGGCUCCCAGCCGCCGUGCGGCGCGCGUCACCAUGCUGCUCCCGCAGCUCUGCUGGCUGCCCCUGCUCGCCGGGCUGCUCCCGCCGGCGCCCGCGCAGAAGUUCUCGGCGCUCACGUUUUUGCGAGUCGAUCAAGAUAAAGACAAGGACUGCAGCUUGGAUUGUGGGGGCUCCUCGCAGAAGCCCCUCUGCGCGUCGGAUGGCAGGACCUUCCUGUCUCGCUGCGAGUUCCAGCGCGCCAAAUGCAAAGACCCUCAGCUAGAAAUUGCUUAUCGAGGAAACUGCAGAGAUGUGUCCAGGUGUGUGGCCGAGAGGAAGUACACCCAGGAGCAGGCCCGCAAGGAGUUGCAGCAGGUGUUCAUCCCGGAAUGCAACGAUGACGGCACCUACAGCCAGGUGCAGUGUCACAGCUACACCGGAUACUGCUGGUGCGUCACGCCCAACGGGAGGCCCGUCAGCGGCACGGCUGUGGCCCACAAGACGCCCCGGUGCCCGGGUUCCAUAAAUGAAAAGGUACCCCAACGGGAAGGCACAGGAAAAACAGAUGAUGCCACAGCUCCAGCGCUGGAGACUCAACCUCAAGGAGAUGAAGAAGAUAUCGCAUCACGUUACCCCACGCUUUGGACUGAACAAGUUAAAAGUCGGCAGAACAAAACCAAUAAGAAUUCAGCGUCCUCCUGUGACCAGGAGCAGCAGUCGGCCCUGGAAGAGGCCAGGCAGCCCAAGAACGACAAUGUGGUGAUCCCUGAGUGCGCCCACGGUGGCCUUUAUAAGCCAGUACAGUGUCACCCCUCCACCGGCUACUGCUGGUGCGUCCUGGUGGACACUGGACGCCCCAUCCCCGGCACAUCCACCAGGUACGAACAGCCGAAAUGCGAUAACACAGCCAGGGCUCACCCAACCAAAACAAGGGACUUGUACAAGGGCCGCCAGCUCCAAGGUUGUCCUGGUGCCAAAAAGAAUGAGUUUCUGACGAGCAUUUUGGACGCGCUGUCCACCGACAUGGUCCACGCGGUCUCCGACCCCGCUUCCUCUGGCAGGCUUUCCGAACCCGACCCCAGCCACACACUAGAGGAGCGAGUGGUCCACUGGUACUUCAAACUACUGGAUAAGAACUCCAGUGGGGACAUUGGCAAGAAGGAGAUUAAGCCCUUCAAGAGAUUUCUUCGGAAAAAAUCAAAACCCAAAAAAUGUGUGAAGAAGUUUGUCGAAUACUGUGACGUGAAUAAUGACAAAUCCAUCUCCGUGCAAGAGCUGAUGGGCUGCCUCGGGGUGACAAAAGAAGAAGCCCCUAGAGCUAAUGCUGAAAGCGCUUCUAAUAGACAGCCAAGGAAACAAGGAUAGUGACUCACACGUUCAAGGCGGUCCUAGACAUGUGGGAGACUCCCUCACCAAAAAGCAAUUAAAAAAACCAAAACACACAAAAAAAACAAAAACACAUAGUAUUUGCACUUUGUACUUUAAAUGUAAAUUCACUUUGUAGAAAUGAGAUAUUUAAACAGACUGCUUUAAUCUGUGAAAUGGAAGGGCUUCAGAAAACUAAUCACAUACAAUGUAUGUGUCCUCUUUUGACCUUGGAAAUCAGCACCUGGUGGAGAUGUGUUUUGAAUGGCUUUAAGCUUAAUUUCUGUAUCCUACACAUGUUGACAUAGUAGAAGUCUUAGCCACAGGCCCCGUGGUCCCAACCCUGUGCCUUCCUCCCCACCCAGGGCAGUCACUCCUAGUCACGCCACGUUCGCUUCCUUUGAGAUCCGCUGUGCCCGCGGCAUUUUUGAAUCUACGUCGGAAGCUUCCGUAGAAGUUUGCCACCUGCUGCAGUCCUCAUCAUGCCGCUAACAAGUGCAUGGAUUUGUUUGUUUCUUGGGAUUUUGUGUUAGUGUGUUUUGUUUUGCUGUCCAGAGAUCUUUUUCACGCCAUGAGUCACGCAACCACUAAGCCAUCUGGUAACUGGUAGGAAAGCCAUCUUUCCUGGUAGGAAAGACCAUUUGUCCACCUAUCUUUGAUGUGCUGCUUUUCUUUUCCAAGCUUCUGUUUGAGCUUUGCCCUGGGCUCGGAUUAAUCACGCCGGAAAGUUUAGAGAAUUACCCCGGCUGUCCAGAGGCAGCGUAAACAGGCAGUAGAUUUAGUCCUAGUGUGACCAUGCCUGUGCUUGUCUGCCUGGCUUCUUCUCUUACACAUGACCAUUACCCGUCCUACCCUGGUCCACUCUGGGGCCUACUGGAAGGUCAAAAGAUCACCUGAACCAAUUUGGGAUAUCCUCCUUAGAGAAGGCUCAGCCUGCAUAAGCUGUGCGCUGGACGCUCAUCUUGGCGGCCAAGGACAAGUGCCUACAGGCCCCAAGCUUCCUUCUCUCCUGAUGGCCUCAGGAAAUUUCACCUGAGUGGUGCUUGUGAGAACAGGGUCAGGAGCCGAAUGCCCACGCUGUGAGCAGCAGGACUGGCCCGUAGACACACCCAGCGGGCACCAGCGAGCGUCCCCAGGCUCGAUGGAGCCAUUUGGAGGAUGGGCCGAGGGCUGUGUGGGCCAAGUAGUGAUGCUGUUUCAGCUCCAAAUAACCUUCAUGGCCCCCAAUUCCCUAACACACGUCGUGUAAAAUGAUCUCUGUGCAUAUGCAUGAAGAUAUUUUAUGAGGCUUCUUAUUUAAACUGUGCGAAAGUAAAACCUGAAUCCUUGGAGCCACAAAACCAGCUUAAGUGUGUGUCAUCAUUGUUUAAGAAACAGUUAUGAUCCUAAAUUUAUUGGAUAAUCCUUUAUAUUUCUGAACUUUGAAUUUAAUCAUUUUUCUUAGAUUCAAAUAAAAUAUAUGCUAUCAAAA